This is a messenger RNA of Salmo salar (Atlantic salmon), 2727 nucleotides long. It is a transcript of the gene trabd2b, whose product is annotated as TraB domain containing 2B. Lineage: Eukaryota; Metazoa; Chordata; Actinopteri; Salmoniformes; Salmonidae. Gene Ontology annotation, cellular component: organelle membrane; plasma membrane. The record is from RefSeq and is a predicted model, not a curated record. Gene Ontology annotation, biological process: negative regulation of Wnt signaling pathway. Gene Ontology annotation, molecular function: Wnt-protein binding; metalloendopeptidase activity.
UGCUCUCCCUUUCCCCUCAAAACCUACGCUCCCCUCCUCUUAAAAUAAGCAGUUGGGGAAAAUAUUCAAAGCGUACCACCUCUUCCUCCUCCACUCAACAAGCCAGGCUUCAAACUUCUAGAGCGCACUGCGAAAACUUUCCCCUGCAACUGCUGAAAAACCGACUGACACAGGACAGCGCCGAGUGAGAAGAGACAGGGAAAGCAGAACGCGUAGCCCGUUAAUAGUUGCCUGGGGUUUGGGAAUGGCGGAGAGUCGGAAUGACCUAUGUCCUCCUUCCGAAUGGCACAUGUGAGCCGAACCCUGUCUCCUCCGGGUCUAUUUUGUUACAUGUUAGGAGGCGAAAGCCAGUAAACAGCGAGAAAGAGACAGGGGGAAGAUUGAAGUAUCUACAACAGCCUGUCGACACCACUAUCCUCUCAUCUCGAGAUGGUCUGUCCGCCAGGACUUCGAUGGUUCCUACUUACCGCUCUCUUGCACGCUGUCGCACCCCGGGACACCCGCGAGAGACCGAGGCAAUGUGACCCACCGAAGUCGCAAACCGACAUGAACUCUUUCCUCUGGACGGUGGAGCGCCCAGCUCCCUAUCCCCCCUCCUAUCUCUUUGGGACCAUCCAUGUGCCCUAUACCCGUGUGUGGGACUUCAUCCCAGAUGUCUCCAAACGGGCCUUUCAGACCAGCGCCAACGUGUUCUUCGAGCUAGACCUGACUGACCCCCUGACCAUCUCCAAGUUGACCAGCUGCCAGCUGCUGCCCCACGGGGAGAACCUGCAGACCCUGCUGCCCCGGGACCUGUACCGCCGCCUCAAACGCCACCUGGACUACGUCAAGCACAUGAUGCCCUACUGGAUGACGGCAGACCAGCGGGGCCGGGGGCUGUACGCUGACUACCUCUUCAAUGCCAUUGCAGGGAACUGGGAGAGGAAGAGGCCUGUGUGGGUGAUGCUGAUGGUUAACUCUCUGACAGAGUCGGACGUGAGGUCGCGGGGGACUCCCGUACUGGACCUGUUCCUGGCCCAGGAGGCCGACCGCAUGGGGAAGAGGACGGGAGCGGUGGAGCGGGUGGAGGAGCAGUGUCACCCCCUCAAUGGACUUAACUUCUCCCAGGUGCUGUUUGCUCUGAACCAGACCCUGCUGCAGCAUGAGAGUGUGAGAGCAGGCAGUCUGCAGGGCUCCUUCACCACAGAGGACCUCAUCACACACUAUAACUGUGGAGACCUCAGCUCCAUCAUCUUCAACCAUGACACUUCACAGCUCCCUCACUUCAUCAACAGUUCCCUACCGGCCCAUGAGAGGACCACGGCGCUGCAGAUUGACAGCUACUUCCGUCAGGAGCUCAUCUACAAACGCAACGAGCGAAUGGCACGCCGCAUCUCCGCCCUCAUCCAGCGAAACCCCUCCCAGACCUUCUUCUUUGCUUUUGGUGCAGGUCACUUCCUGGGGAACCACAGUGUGUUGGACAUCCUGAGACAGGAGGGCUAUGAGGUGGUGCACACACCAUCACACUACCAGGAACCAAUCCCAGAAGAACCAACAGAAAACCCCAGCGAUGGGGGCUCCGAUGCGGGUACAACUUCUCCCUAUGACUGGGUGACCAGCCCCUCAGACCUGGAUGGUAGCCUGGAUGGUUUGGAGGAGCUGGAGGAUGAGGAGCUACCCCACAUGCUGCUGCCAGACAGCCUGAGCCAGCUAGAGGAGUUUGGGAGACACAAGCGCCCCCGGAAGGCCCACCGCAGCCAUGGCCGCCCACGCCUCUUCAGUGACCUGUGGGUCCGCAUCGGUGACGGCACCACAACUCCUCAGCCUAAUGUGAGGAUAACCAAUGGCUAUGUGACGGUGGAGCCUCUCCUCACCCACCAGGAGCAGAGGAGGAGGACAGGCCUCUACCCUCCAGUGGAACCACCCAGCCAGGCCUCACCCUCAGCGCUGCCCACCCCCAGCUCAGCCGAGUACACCAUCGGCACCACCCACGCCCUCACCUGCCUACUAACGUUACUCACCUCGCACCUGCUGUUCACCUCCUGACCACAUGGUGGAGCUCUCUCCACAGACAACAACUCACACUGUCUCUAUACCUGAGCACUGUUAUGUGCCAACAACCCUAGAAAAUACAAAGAUCUACAUAUAAAGAUUCUGCAAAUGGGAACUGGAGGUGGAAAUAAACUGCUAUGGGCAUGGAACAUAGAACAUAGAACAUGUAGACAUGGAUAUGAGGGUAGAGGACAACAGACAGACACACCAAGGACUUCUGAGACAGAGCUGUCCAUCUUCAGGCUUCUGUGAAGGGAGCAGGAUCAGUCUGUGAAGAGUUAUUUAAACUCACACUGUGUGGAAUAACUUUCAACCAUGACAAAUAGAUAAACGGUCUCUAUCAGAAAACUAAUGGAAGAUACUGUAUAUACGACAUCCAUAUUAUGAAGUUGUCAGUUGUAGAGGCCAAGUCUUAAAAUCACAAGAAAGCAAUAUGAUAAAUAAUAAUAAUAAAUGUUAUUAUUAUGAAUAAUAUUGAUAUUAAUGAUGAGAAUAGACAUACUAAUCACUAUAACAACAGCUAUAACUCUGUAAUAAGGUCUGAUAUCUUAAAGACAUAGGACGUGGAGCACACAUUGGACGUUUUUGUAAAUUGUGCAUUUUGUUCAUAAAGAAAUAUUGUAUAUUUAUUAUUUCUCGAAGAGUAUAUUUUCUUGCAUUUGAUGAUUCCUAGAAAAAUAAACUUUUGGAAAUUCA